Messenger RNA from Temnothorax curvispinosus, 386 nucleotides. RefSeq names its product odorant receptor 49b-like. The record is from RefSeq and is a predicted model, not a curated record. Gene Ontology annotation, biological process: detection of chemical stimulus involved in sensory perception of smell; sensory perception of smell. NCBI's taxonomy places the organism in Eukaryota, Metazoa, Arthropoda, Insecta, Hymenoptera, Formicidae. The transcript has 3 exons. Gene Ontology annotation, cellular component: plasma membrane. The annotation marks the transcript as partial. Gene Ontology annotation, molecular function: odorant binding; olfactory receptor activity.
AAAGCCAAACAUAUUGAAAUGACAUUAUAUGUAUCUUGUAUGUUAACGCAAAUCUUCUUCUAUUGUUGGUAUGGAAACGAAUUAAAAAUAAAGAGUCAUCAAAUAAUUGACAAUAUUUUCGAAAUGGAGUGGCAGACGUUGGACAAAAAUAGAAAAAAGUCUUUAAUGAUAGUAAUGAGGCGAACAAUUGUACCUAUUCAAAUUACUUGUGCUUAUAUUGUUCCCAUGAAUCUUAAUACAUUUAUGGGUAUACUUAAGACGUCUUAUUCUACUUAUAAUUUACUGCAAAAUAUGCAGGUGUGAGUUUGUAAAUGAUCAAUGGAAUUAAAGAGCUACAGCUACUCAUAUCAAAUAUAACUAAUUGUGAAAAGAGACAAGAAACGAAA